CCCUCCCAACCUCCCUCCCUCCCCUCUUUUCCUCUGUACAUGCAUAUUUCCUUUGACACUUCUCCGGGAGAAACAGAGGGAGCUGGCGAGAGUAGCUGCUAGGAAACUUCUGGAAAGGAAGAUCCUUUCGGUCCUUCGUCUCCCUUGCCUCUUUCUCGAUCCCUGUCAGCGGUCUUUCUGCGCGGCAUGGGCUGCAGCAAUUCAUCCGUGAGCAGCACCUCUGGAGGGGCUCCUGCUGAAGCAUCCAAAGAUAUAGCGGAGGAGCCCUUGCCAGACGACGAAAAGAGAAGGAAUUAUGGCGGUGUGUAUGUGGGUCUGCCGGCUGACCUGACCACUGUCGCUUCCAGCCAGUCCAAGCCCACUCACAAUGAUUAGAGAACUAGAAAGCAGGAGCCGGUAAUGGGUGACGAUCAUCCCGGGACAAAGGGCCGUGGGCAGCGGGAGGCACGGGCGGGGUUGGGUUAAACGCUACGAGGCGCUGACCCGGCUGGACGCCGCGGGACCGCCAGCCCCCCGGGGACAGUUUGGGGAAGGGGGGGAACGCGAGGAGGGGUCGGGCGCUCGGCUCCAGAGACGGCAAGGUCGGCUUGAAAGAACGUCAGAGGUCAAAGCCGAAGCCGUUUUCCUUCGGUUCGUCCGCCGAGAGCAAAACUUUGUCGUGCGGUGAGCAAAACUACGACACCACGACCCUGCGGGAUUUUUCCCCAAAUGCUUUGAUUGGCCUUGAUAUGUUAUGUACUCUGAGGUCUGACGCAGGCUUUGGCCCAAUGCAGCGACACUGCCUCCUGCUGGUCAGGACGAGCACUGCAGCGCAAUCGCAUCCUUAUUCCACAGCCCUCGGCCCCUUGGCCUGGACACGGACCCCACCCUCUCGCCGGAGGACCGACGAUACACGAUACGAGACCCCUCACGUACGCACGACUCGGGUUAGCCUGCGAGUGCCGAUUAUUUUUGGAUUCAAGAUUUCGUUAUUCGCCGACGAAUGGAAACGUCCGACCAUGUUUUUUUUGUUGCUUGAGAACACUUGAUACGGGUUUGUAGAAAAGAAUGUCAGCUUAAAUCGAAAUUAACUUGUGAAUUUUGCCGUCGUUGGUCUGUUUUUAAGUGAGAAGCAACGACACUGACGGUGGUGAAGGCCGAAUGGGAAUGCAGUCUUGUUUCUGUAGCUUCUGUGGCUCCGUAGCAUUGUCGCAGUAAUUCAGCAUUUAAAUGUUUUCUGUUUUCUGCGUGUUUGUACAAUGGCAAUAAACGUACACUUCAUGUUUGCUUUA
Messenger RNA from Conger conger (European conger), 1271 nucleotides. Its product is annotated as overexpressed in colon carcinoma 1 protein homolog. Bases 187 to 375 code for a protein of 62 amino acids. The record is from RefSeq and is a predicted model, not a curated record. The transcript is spliced from 5 exons. NCBI's taxonomy places the organism in Eukaryota, Metazoa, Chordata, Actinopteri, Anguilliformes, Congridae.